This is a messenger RNA of Pocillopora meandrina, 969 nucleotides long. The record is from the annotation of a GenBank genome assembly. Lineage: Eukaryota; Metazoa; Cnidaria; Anthozoa; Scleractinia; Pocilloporidae.
AUGUCGGUUAAUUUGUCUUUGAGUUCCCCAGACACUGAAGUCUUGGCUUCACAGCUUUCUAACCGAUCAAAAUCUACAGCGGCGGUCGAAACGACUUUCUGUGUCGUUUUGAAUAUUCUGGCGUUGUUGCUCAACAUGAUCCUCUGUUGGACCGUUUACAACAACGAACGCCUUCGUCGAAUCACCAAUAUCUACGUGUUAGCUUUAGCAGCCGCGGAUCUCCUCAUGGCCUCUUUAGUCAUGCCUUUUCUGUGCGAUGUUUCGGUCAAAGGAGGUUGGACAUUUAAUUGGUUUCCAUGUCAGUUUCAAGGAUACUGGUGUGCUGUGUUGGCCUACACUGCUCAACUUUUAUUUCCUCUUGCCGCUAUCAACCGUUACACAAGAGUUUUUCAUCCUAAAAUUUACUUCACAUUUUUUAAUGACAAGAAGUACAUUUUAUUAUCGAUAGCUGUCGUUUCGCUGUGUGCCUUAACCGCCCCUUUGCCGUACCUUCUUCGCGGGCACGAAUUCGCUUUCCAUCCAGGAAUGAUGAUUUGUUUCUACACAAUCGCGAACACUAGAGAAAAACAGGCCCUAUACAGAAUCAUUUUUUUCACGGUAUUACCCAUGCUUGUGGUGACAUUCUGUUAUUUUCGCAUUUACCGCACCGUAAUACGCCAUACUAAACGCUUCCAAAACAACGUCACGACGUCUGCCGUGCGAAACGCUAGCGCUACGAACAAGCUGUCAUCCGAUGAAAUUGUCAUCACUAAAACAUUAUUUGCAAUAGUUUUAGGGUUUUUCGUUUGCUGGACACCGCUCUAUAUCAUCACGUCUAUUGACACAGCCUUCGAAGGAUAUCGCUUACCAAGACAGGUUUAUUUUCUGGCUACCUAUUUCGUUGGUUUGAGCAGCAUUGCCAAUCCUAUCAUUUUUGGAUGUAUAAAUGCAAGCUUUAGAGAGGAGUGCAAGAAUUUAAUUGACGCUUUG